Molecule: messenger RNA, 990 nt
Organism: Aureobasidium vineae
Lineage: Eukaryota; Fungi; Ascomycota; Dothideomycetes; Dothideales; Saccotheciaceae
Source: the annotation of a GenBank genome assembly
AUGCCGGCUGGGGCACCUCCUCCGAGACCUCCGAAGCCUGGAGAGCAAGGUCACGUCUCUACACCAGUCCAGAGUCGUAACGAUGGCCCGCCCUUGCCACCUCUACCACACGAGCGAGCUCGACAGUCACCACAGCUGCGACAAGGUAAUGGCUUUGACGCUUCUCAGCCUCGGCGCUACUCUAGGGCUCCGCCAUUGCCCCAUCAAGUCCAGCAAGAGUACAGACAGGCUCCAGGUUCCCCUCUGGCUUCAAGCGCGCAUACACCUACACAGAGAUAUACACAACCUCCGCCGUUACUUCCACCGCAACACAAUCAACAACAUCAGAUACCCCUACGUCCAGCUCAGCAGCAGUACCCCCGACAAUAUCACCAACCGCCUCCGCGGCAUUUCCAGCAGAUGCCUCCGAACAUGUCUGCUCAGCAGUAUCCUCCGCAACACGCCCCUCACCAACAACCUACGCCUGCAAAACCUGCCCCUGCACAAGAUCUUCUCAGCGACCCCUUUGAUAAAGUGAACCAAAACACCUCCGCCCUGGCCCCACUGCGUGCUCAAUCCGUCGCUCUUCAAGAGGCUCAUUCCCGCCUCAACUCCGAGCUGUCACAGCUAACAGCCUUGGACAAUACACUGGCCACCAACGAACGGAUACUCCAUCAAGCCCUUUCGGACUGCGAUCGCGUUAUCGACGACAGCAAAUCUACCCCACAGCCACCCAUCGAUGAUGUUCUCGUCGCCCCUACUGUUGCCUCCACUCAACUCUGGAAUCUGCAAGCUGACGAAGCAGCCAUUCGGGAAGCCCUGUGGUGUUUGCAACGUGCUGUGGGGGCGGGAAGGGUCGGCUCAGAGGUGUUCAUCAAGAUGACUAGGAGUCUGGCCAGAGAGCUGUUCCUGAAGAUGGCGCUGAGCAAGAAGCUUGCCAGAGGACUAGGUCUCGAUGUGGGAGGUAGUAGAGCAGGGACUUUUGGAGGUGAGGAUGGAUAUGGUUAUUGA